This is a messenger RNA of Alligator mississippiensis (American alligator), 5322 nucleotides long. It is a transcript of the gene CLSPN, whose product is annotated as claspin. NCBI's taxonomy places the organism in Eukaryota, Metazoa, Chordata, Crocodylia, Alligatoridae. The transcript has 25 exons. Gene Ontology annotation, molecular function: anaphase-promoting complex binding. The record is from RefSeq and is a predicted model, not a curated record. Gene Ontology annotation, biological process: activation of protein kinase activity; mitotic DNA replication checkpoint signaling; mitotic G2 DNA damage checkpoint signaling. The coding region runs from base 71 to 4126 and encodes 1351 amino acids.
CCCAGGCAGAGCGCGAAGAAUCGAAGCGGCUUUCCUGGCGGGCGGCGGGACAGCGGGGUCGAGCAGCGCCAUGGCGGCGGCAGCGCCUGAGCUUUGCUUAGGUGUAGAGGAGCUAAAACCUGACUUGCAGAAAGCUUAUGACGGCGAUUCUGACAGCGGACAGGGCAGCUGUGAAACAAGUUCUCCAGGACAUUCCAACAAGGAAGUUGCGUCUCUUGAUGACAGAGAUUCAGAGGAAGAGAUUUUUGUAAGUAAAAAAUCUAAAAGCAAACAGGUGCUUCAGGACAGUGAGAGUGAAGGGGAAGAGAGAGGCUGCUCCCUUGAGAAGACGGACACUGUAGCUGAAGAUGUUAAGAGCGGGGAGGAAAAAGAGCAUCUUAUUGCCCGAAAGAACAAAAAACAUCGGAUUCGCCAGGCUCUGCUGGACAGUGACGAGAGUGAUAUUGGUGACACAUUAGAUCACAAAAACCUUGAAAUAGAUGAGCAGUCUGAUGCGACUCAGAAUGAGCUGGAUUUGGGUUCACAGGUGGCGACUUUGCCAACAUCUCCGAAACAAUACAAAAAACACAAAAGUAAUUUUGAGGGUGAAACGGGCAAAAAAGCAAUGGGGAAAUCGAGGAGGAGGAGGAUGGAAAAAGAAAAAAAAAUGGAGGCUAUUAGAGAACUGAAGAAAGAAAAGAAACGGAAACAAAAGCAGGAAGAUAAUGGUGAGAAAAAUUCUAUUAAUGAUAGUGGGUGUCUUCUUGCUGACAAAGAACUCUUUGAUAAUGAUUUAGAGGAAGAAAAUGAUUCCCAUCCUGAAGAUGAAGAGUCACUAGAAUCAAUAAGAGCUGCAGUGAAAGGCAAAGUGAAAAAACAUAAGGGUAAGAAUUUGUUUUCUGAAGAUCAAAAUUACAAACAUGUAUUUGAUGAUGAGAAUGAGGAACCCACAUUGAAAAGAGCUAAGAGAAAGGAGCGGAAGGCAGCAAGGUUAAGUAAAGAAGCCAUGAAACAACUGCAUAGUGAGAGCCAGAGACUUGUAAGAGAAUCAUGUCUGUCGCUCCCAUAUUAUGUGCCUGAAACCAAAACCAUACAUGAGUUCUUCAAGCGUAGACCUAGACCAGCUUGUCAGGGAAAUGCUAUGGCAUUGCUGAAGUCUACUAAGUAUCAACCCUGCCUAAAUGAAGAAAGUGCAGACACUGAGACCUCAAGUGUGAAUAUCAAAGACACUUGGACAGAGGCUGGUCAAGCAACAGCUAGGGAGCUGGAAACAGGACUCGAUGAGAAUAUUGACACCUUUGCGGAUAAACCCUCCACAGAUGUGGAGGAGAAUCUGAGAGAAGAUUGUAAUGAAAAGCACAGGCAGGAUGGUGCCUUGGAUACUCUUAAGAGCCUAACAACUGCUGUUAAUUCAGAAGAGCAGGUUUCUGACUUGCAGAGUAGUCAAUGUAGGGAGCAAAUGGAGAGUGAACUUUCCUUGGCAUCUGAAGCAAGUGCCCUUGAACAAAGAGAGGACCAGCUGCAAAAAACAGGUGUAGAAUGUGACAAGCCUGUUCAACAGGUGGCUUCAGUAGUAAUGGCACAGCCUGAAAAAGUAAGGAAGUCCAAGCUGGAUAAACUUCGGGAGCUGGGAGUCGACCUAUCUGUCAAACCAAGACUCUGUUCUGACAAGGAUUCCUUUAUUAACCUUGACGAGCCUGAAUCAAACAAAGAACUGGAAGCUUUGAAGGCACGUUUCUUGAAGCACACUCUUCAGACAGCCAAACCAAAAACCGAGCGGAUUGUAAACUUGAACAUUAUUCGUAAAGAGACCACUUCUGAGGGAAAAGAGGAGCUAAAAUCAGAUGUGGUGCCAGUGACAUUGGCUGCAGAAAACGUAGAUGAAACAGUCUACACAAAGCCAGGUGAAAAGCUACAAGUGCUGAAGGCUAAACUACAGGAGGCCAUGAAACUCCGCAGGAUUGAGGAACGGCAGAAGCGGCAAGCACUGUUUAAACUGGAUAAUGAGGACAUGGAGGAGGAGGAGGAGGAGGAGGAAGAGGAGAUGACAGAUGAGUCGGAGGAGGAGGAAGGCAACCAUGAGACUGUGGACUUUCUUCUUGGUGAGGCAGAGGAAGAAAAUGAGUUGGAAGAGAAGGGCACUGAUGAUGGAGAUAAAGAAACUGACAAAGAAUCAGUUGAUGAAGAACGGGUGGAGAAAUCUGUGCAUUGUGAUUCUGUCUCCAAACCUCCUUCAACAGAAUCCACACUGAUACUGUUCAAGGACAACUCCUCCAAGCUGGGAUAUUCCAUUCCUGAUGAAAAAACCGAGUUGGAGGAAGCUCCAGACAAAAGGCCUAGCAAAUUAGAAGAUGACGAUUCAUUUUCUCUGCCAACUUUGGCAAAAGAAAACAGCCACAACAGCAGCUUCGAGUUGAUCGGCUCUAUGAUUCCAUCGUACCAGCCUUGCAACAAACUGGCACGUGGAGGAAACUUUCUACCUGCGGCAGGAGGUUUUAGGUCACCAUCUCCAGGUUUUUUCAAAGCUAGCUUUAUCAGCUCUGCUUCCAAGAGUUCUGGAAAGAUAUCUGAGCCCUCCCUGCCCAUAGAGGAUUCCCAGGAUCUGUAUAAUGCCUCCCCUGAGCCCAAGAGUUUAUUUCCAGGAGCUGGAGAGUCUCAGUUUCAGUUUUCUCUGGAAGAUGAUACUCAGAGUCAAUUGCUUGAUGCAGAUGGGUUCCUGAACGUUGGGCACCACAGGAAUAAAUACCAGUCCUCAAAGCAUCGUCUGACUCUGGCUAGCAUGGAUGAGAAUGCAAUGGAUGCCAACAUGGAUGAAUUAUUGGAUUUGUGUUCUGGACAGUUCAGCAGCCAUGGAGAGCGCACUCCAAAUUCUAGCAGUGGCAAAAAGCAGAACAUGGAAGAACUGCUCAAUCUGUGUUCCGGAAAAUUUGUGUCUCAGACGGCUUCUCCGACAUGGGCAUCUUCCGUGUCCUCUAAGCCAGAGAAAGAGAGUGACGCAGAAGAUCCAAUGGCAGAAGCACUAGCACUUUGUUCGGGAUCCUUCCCAACAGACAGGGAAGGGGAAGAUGAAGAGGAGCAGGAGGAAGAAUUUGGUGACUUUCAGCUCUUAACAGAUGACAAUGCAUUUGAGAAUGAAGAGGAUGAAAAAAGUGAAGGAGAUGAGGGAAGUGAAGAUUGUGAUAAUGAGGAAGUAGAAGUUAGUGAUGAUGAUGAAGAAGAACUGUUAAGACAAAGACAGGGCUUGAAGAAAAAAUUAAAACUGCAGGAUUUCAUGGAAGAUGAGGCAGAGCUAUCAGGGAGUGACGUAGGAAGUGAGAGUGAAUAUGAUGGUGAAGAACUGGAUGAAUAUGAAGAGGAGAUCAUUGAUGAAGAACUCCCUACUGAUAUGGAGCUGGAGAAUCAAAUACAAAAAAUACACAUGAAGGCAAUGCUUGAUGAUGACAAACGUCAGUUACGCUUGUACCAGGAAAGAUACCUUGCUGAUGGAGACCUGCACAGUGAUGGCCCUGGACGAAUGAGAAAAUUCAGGUGGAAGAACAUAGAUGAUGCUUCCCAAUUGGAUAUGUUUCAUGGAGACUCUGAUAAUGAGGAAAAUGAAGAACAACUUGAUGAGACAGAGGCAAAGUGGAGGAAAGAGCGGUUUGAACGAGAGCAGUGGUUACGUGAACAGUUAGAGAAAGGAGACAAGAAGGAAGAGAAGGAGGAGGAGGAGGAAGAAAUAGGUGAAAACAGUGAAUUCAUGAAACUAGCAAAAAAAGUGACUGCUAAGUCUCUGCAAAAGAAAGCUAAACCUGUAGCAGCUGUAAAAGAAGCAAAAUCCUUGCCAAGAAAUCCUUUUGAAACAUUCAAACCUGGCAGCGACCUGAUGGUAAAGAGUGGAUCACUUCUGAACAGACCUAAAUCUGUUCUUCAGAAGCUUGCAGCCAUGUCAGACCUUAAUCCAAAUGCUCCCCGAAAUUCAAGAAAUUUUGUCUUCCACACACUUUCCCCACCUAAGAGUGAAGAAGCAAAGGAGAAAUCAAAACUGCAGGUGAAAAAGAGGGGUCCUUCUGCAAUAGUGACACCCUCUCCCAAACGGCUGAAGACAGAUGCUGCUGCAACACAAGGGAGCCAGAGUCGAAGCAUAUUCCAAUACUUGGAGAGCUGAAUAAUUCUCUCUCUGGGGCCAGGAAUUGUAACUUGUCCUUUUGUCAGCCAGCAGUAUGUCAUGCUUUUAAAUGUCCAGGGGAAAUUAGUUUUCUUUGCUGUUUUUGCCCCUGCUGCUUUUUAUUUGCGUCGGUUAUCCCAGCAGAUUCGGUGCUUUCAUGACAGUGGCCUUUACGUAUCUCACCAGGUCUUUGCCAGCAUUCCACAGCAAACGAGAAGUCUUAAAAUCCAUGCUUUAAUUGGUCUGAGGCAUUAACUCAGUGUCUGCCAACGCAUUACUAACAUUACACUACAGAAUGCAGACCUUGUAGAGUUAUGACACAAGUGUCACUUCCUUCCACAAAUUCCCUUACUGCGAUAGUUUGUUUUUAGAAUAACAGUGGGAUCUGUGCAUGGCAACAGUUUUGGCGUGGUGAGAUGUAGGAUCUUUUAUAUAAAAGAAACAAAAAUGUUUCCAUGUACUGUUUACAGCUGCAGUAGUAAAGUGCUGUUGUCUUCUAUCGCACCUAUUUCUUUUUCUCAGUGUUGACCAUGUACUGGCUUGAUAACCUGAGAGGUUCCAGUCUGCAUUUUAAAUAUAUUUAAAAAAAAUGUUCUUUUAUAAAAUAGUGUAAAUAGCAUUUCACUUUUCCCAGCUCUUAACUUUUACACCCAAUCUUUUUAUAUGUAUGCAGAGGGUAUGCGCGUGUAAAAGUUGUUUUUAUGCAAUGAAGAUUUUUUUUUUUUCAGUUGUCUGUGGACUUUUUUUGGAUAAAGCUGAAGUUCUCCAUCACAAUUCAGCUGUUGCAGAGGUGAAUCAUCUAUCCUUUUACAGAUAAUAACAUAGGGCCUUCUUUAGAAUGAAGGAACUAGGUGCUACACUCCAGAAGAGCAAUUAUUUACAACCCUUUUGCAGUAAGAACAGAACUUGAAAAACAGGUAAAACAUGCAUCUACUUGCAUUUUGAAUGUGUGAUGCUAAAGACGACUUGACUUCAUUCUAAUGUUCAGGCUAGUUCUCACAGACUGAACAUUUUCCUGAGACUUGAUUUCAAAUGCUCUAGAUGCUGACUUGACCCCAAGGUGUACAUUUUGUAAUUUCAUAAGCACACUUUUGUGCAUGGCUGAAUGUAAAAUAUUUUAAUGUAUAUUGUGUUUAUAAAGGACUGCGGUACUAAUAGGUGUGCAAUUUUUACAAUAAAACGAGCUUUUAAUUUUC